Cladophialophora yegresii CBS 114405 is the source of this 1461-nucleotide messenger RNA. RefSeq lists its product as uncharacterized. The record is from RefSeq and is a predicted model, not a curated record. Bases 1 to 1461 code for a protein of 486 amino acids. The transcript is spliced from 2 exons. Gene Ontology annotation, molecular function: protein binding. NCBI's taxonomy places the organism in Eukaryota, Fungi, Ascomycota, Eurotiomycetes, Chaetothyriales, Herpotrichiellaceae.
AUGGCGAAAGGAGCCUCGGACGAGGCACCGGCUCAUGUGACUGUGACAGAAGGCCCUUCUACUCAGGCAUGGGACUCAAUCAAGGGCAUAUUCGUCGAAUUGUAUGUACAUCAGGGGAAGAAGCUAUCCGACAUUCAACGCCUCCUAGCUGUCCAGUACGACUUUCACGCGACAGAGAAGGCGUACAAGAGACGCAUAGCGCAGUGGAAAGCAUACAAAAACUACAAGUCCUCGGAAAAGAAAGCAGUCGCAGAGUCGUCGACUCAAUCUCCUGCGAUCCAUCAUGCCAUCCCUUCGGCUCAGCUGCACGGGAAGCAUAUUAAGUGGGAUAGAAUCAAACGCUUCAGUAGAACCCCAGGCGCCAAACGAUCGCGGCGAGCCCCCAGAAUACCACCGAGAGGAGAGAAGAUCCAGCUAGAUCUGCACCUCGACAAUCUGCGCCCAGCCAUAAAUGUUGACGAAAGAGUCCUGUUCCUGACCAAGUCAUACUUGGAUUGGAAUAUCUCCAAAUGGUGUCCUCUCGGAAUCGGCAAGUCCAGGCAAGACUCCGCGCACCAUCAAAGCACGCCCGAAAGCCCAGGAGGGGAACCCUUCGCGCUCUUAUUCAACAAAUGCUUCUACAAUGCCAUCCCUCUGCUUCUGACGAACAGAACGUUGGAGGCCUUCAGAGAAAUCAACCUUGCGUGUAGUCUUGCAACGCGCUGUCUCCAGCUCUCUCCGUAUUGGGUGUUCCUCCGGCUGCUGCGCCUAUACUCGUACCCUCUCUGGAGUCGCUUCCCGGACGUGCGCCGCCAGAUCGUGGGUUUCCUCCAAGCCUUGGCAUCCCGCACCCUUCACCCAGGCCACGCCCUCAAGCCAUUACUGGAGAUGUGGGUGCAGGAGGAAGUGGGAGCCGAUGCAGGCCGGGUAGCCUCUCUGCUUCGACUUUCUUCAGACACGUUCGGCCCAGCAAGCGGACUCGACCCGGAAGAACGGGCGUGGAUUCAGGACGAAAUCUGCUCACUCAACUAUCAGCGGAAGGAGCUGCACGACGCAUUGCGCAUCGCGCGCAGGCUCUCCGAGGAUCCAACCGUGCCCCAUGGCGUUCACAUCACUUCCCGGCAGAUGGUAGCACGGUACCACUUGCAGCAAGGGAACAUCGACGAAGCGGAACCUAUUCUUCUCCAAACACUGAAGACCUGCGCGGAGUGCGACACCGAGGACGAGAAAGCACGGUUCCUUCAGCAGACAUACUCCGAUCUAGGAUACAUUUGCCACGUCAGACAAGAUCGAGCUCGCAGUCUGCAGUAUUAUGAGCGAGCGCUUGAGAAGGCUAUUCAAGUGAACAAUGGCGCGAACACGAACUCUCUACGCUGUCGUGUUGCGACGCUUACGGCGCAGCAUGACGAACCCGUGAGCCACCCCAAUGAACAUCAGGAUAGUAGCUGGGCGCUGUGGGCAAUCUGUCGACCAUAUUCAUGA